CGGAAAGCAUGGGUGCCUCAUGUUUUUCAUAUGGCCACGGUAUAAGAUGUACGGGUGAAUCGUGUACGUACCUUCACAUUCCUACCUAUCCCACAAGAUGCGCUUCGACAUAUUCAAACGGCUUGGUGGCCGCAAUAGCUUAUCUAGGUUUCCUAUGGCGGAGGAUUCUGCUAUGGAUGUUUGGAACGAUUACCCUCAGACAUACGAGGGCAGCAGGAACCCUCAGGGAUCGGUUCAUUCCCGCACUCAGGCUAGUGGUGAAUCGAACAGGCGGCGUCGUCUACAAAAACGUGCAUCUGGCUCGCAGAAAUCACAACCUCAAUAUCGUCGAGCUAGCCGCGGCAUUGGCUAUUCUACAACUAUAACAGAGCCUAUGGAGUCCUUUGAAAUACUUCCCAAUCCUGAAACAGAAGUGGGGGUCUACCACCACAAUCCGGAUGGAUCUUCGCCGACUUCUAGCCCUAGAAGACUUUACUACGAAGACUUUUCCGCAGAGGAUUUGACGGAAGACAGCCAUGGAUUGACGCGCUCCUAUCCUAAACUCACCGACACGCUCCAUCCUCAGAUGUCGAGCAGAAGGCAAGGUGUCGAGCAUCAGCCGACUCAAAUACCGGUCGACGAGGAAGGGUACAGUCGUCGGCCAUCUUCUCUGGGUUAUAGUCAAAUUGAGGGUCCCAUUCUGCCGUCACUAUUUGACGGACACCCUUCACGACCGCCCACGUCAGACUCGAGCUCAUUCAACUACGAUCAUUCAGAUCCGAUGCUACAAGACGUGCCGCGUAGCAAGCCCGUAUACCACGACCCGGAGAUGGGUGUUUCUCCUUCAGUUCCUGUACACCAUUCUCAUACAGAGGAAAGACAUCCUCGGAGACACACGCAUCAUUCACGGUCUCAUCACCACAAGCGGAGCCGUCGUAGGAAUUCUCACGAUCAAGAGCGUAAGAAGCCGUCCACAUAUUACAUCGUUCCUGGGGGAAUGAGAGUGAUAUUCCGAGACAGAGAGGGCAAUGAAAUUACUCGGGUUGGAAAUUGGACUGAGACGCGGCAAAAACAUAUAUCGCCUAUUGUUGUUCAGGACGAGAACGGAAACGUUCUAUACAGAUCAGACUCAGGUUCUCAGUCGUCAAACUCCCCGCUACCCCCACGAACGCCACCAGCUGCGGCAUGGCAAGACAAGGAAUGCCCGAACUGCACACGACAACGGAGCUCGAAUGCUUUGAGGCAGUCAGACCUCCGAAGUUAUAUUUCGUAUCCCAGGGAUGAACGGCCUAAUAUAGUCUUGAUAGAUGGAGAGGGCCAACAGAUACCCCUGUAACCUACUCAUUCUAUGACAAAGUAUGCUUAAGGCAGCGUAUACAUAUGUUUACAAGCGAAAGGGGUUCGGUGUUUAUCAGUCGCAAAUAACCUCAUCUUCGCCUUCGACUACGGGCAUGGCCACGAGUGCCUAAGCCUCGAUGUGACCGGCCUUGAACGUUA
This is a messenger RNA of Guyanagaster necrorhizus, 1476 nucleotides long. RefSeq lists its product as uncharacterized. Bases 98 to 1315 code for a protein of 405 amino acids. Lineage: Eukaryota; Fungi; Basidiomycota; Agaricomycetes; Agaricales; Physalacriaceae. The record is from RefSeq and is a predicted model, not a curated record. The transcript is spliced from 6 exons.